AUGGCCACCUCUAUCCUCGAUGAGCAGAGACAAAACUUCCUCGCAGCCAUAAAACAGGCAACAGGGAAUGACUGGAAGGUCCUGGUAUUGGACGGAACUAGCAAGAAACUGCUGUACAAUGUGGUUAAAGAGGAUGAUGUUCUCAAUUGCAACAUUAUCAACGUCGAGUUGCUGGAAGAUCGUCGCGAGCAACAGCCUGAGACUGAUGCCAUAUAUUUACUGUCCCCUCUGCCACAUAUUGUUGAGCAGCUGAAGGCAGACUUGAGCCGUCGCAGGUACCGCAGAGCCUUUUUGAUCUGGACUUCUACACUCCCCCGCUUCCUGGGCCAGGAUUUGUUCAAUGCCGAACCACGUCGUCAGCUCAUUGCUAGCACUCGGGACCUGAACAUCGAUUUCUACCCUCGGGAGUCUCACGUGGUCACCUUUCGUGCCGACUGGAGUUUCCACGUUCUCUACAAUCCGCAUUGCGACAGCAUGAUCAAAGCCCAUCUCGACAGCCUCACUCAGAAGAUUGUGUCUGUCUGUGUUUCUCUAGGCGAGUACCCACUGACUGCUCUGGACGAAUAUGCCCGCGAUCAGCGUAACAACUUUCCUCCGGCUGAUUCUCCACGACCUCGUGCUGAGCUGAUCAUCACCGAUAGAACCAUGGAUCUGAUGGCUCCUUUUGUUCAUGAGCUCACAUACCAAGCCAUGGCUAUGGACCUCCUACCCAUGCAGGACGACGGCGACAAAAUCUCCUACCGUAACGUUAUCCGAAGAGGGCAACCAGAUCAAGAAGAGAAGGAUGUGGAGCUCAAUGAAAAUGACAAGCUCUGGGUAUCAAACAGACAUAAACACAUGAAAGACCUUCUAGUCGAACUCAGUAACGACUUCAAACAGUUUCAAGCCAAGAACUCUCAAUUUGCUGACAGUGACGAUCAGCCUGUCACAGUCAAUACCAUAAAGGACAUGAUGGCUGGUCUGCCUGAGUUCCAGGAAGGCAAGGAGGCAUUCGCAUUACAUAUCGAUAUGGCCGAGAAGUGCGCAAAGUUGUUUCAGGAAAGAAAGCUGAUUGACAUCUCCACGACUGAGCAAUGCCUGGCUACUGGCAUCGAUGAAGAUGGUAAGAGACCCAGAAACCUGGCAGAUCAGGUCGUUCGUUUACUGGACGAUGACAGUAUAGUGCACGACGAUCGAGUGCGGCUGCUGGCCAUGUACAUCAUGUACAGAAAUGGCUUGCUUAGAGGUGACAUUGAGAAGCUGAGAUGUCAUGGUGAGCUUUCGCCUAUGGAUGGGGAGAUGAUCUACAAUCUCGACCUACUAGGAUCGAGGGUGGAACGACAACUGAAGGAUAAUAGUCCUGGAUUCCAACCAUUGUUUCCUCCGAAGGCGCAACAGGUUCAACCUGGAGACGAGGUUGACUUGACGCGGUUCCAGACUAAUGUGCGGAGCUUACUCGAAGGCUUGUGCAAAAAUACAUUAGACCCAGGCGUAUUUCCUCCCGUCAAACCACAUCUCGACCACUCAUCGACUGCUCAAUCAACAACGUCCUUGCGCAAGCAGGGCGCCCCGACUUGGGCAAGUACUCGUCAGCAGUCUGGCAAACCAAGACAAAGGCUGAUAGUCUUUAUGGCUGGAGGAGCAACAUAUUCCGAAGCACGUUCUUGCUAUGAGAUCGCUCGCGAGUAUGGCAAGGAGGUCUACCUAGCAACAACUCACAUGAUUACACCACGCUCCUUCACAAGGCAAGUCAGCCUGCUAAGUCGAAGCAGGCGUGAGCUUGGCCUACCUAUGGACCGUGACCCGCCUAAGAUGCCAGCGUGGAUGUCGGAACCGCCUCCUGCUGCUAUGCAGCCUAAACCACCGCAGCCGCAGAGUAUCCCUAAUGGAAAGCCGCCAGUUCAAACUCAGGCACAGCCACAGCCACAGGCACAGCCACAGCCGCCUGUAGCAGCGAUGCAGAAGAUGAACUUGGCACCACAGGGCCAGCCCCAGGUCAACAAUCGACCCAGCUCGUCCAAGCAGGAAACCAAACACGAUUCAAAACACGAGCCUCCCAAGAGCACUUUCAAGACGCCAGCUGAAUUGGCCAAGGAGAAGGCGGAAGGCAAGAAGGAGAAAAAACAUCACUUCAAAGUAUGGAAGAACUGA
Molecule: messenger RNA, 2130 nt
Organism: Lithohypha guttulata
Lineage: Eukaryota; Fungi; Ascomycota; Eurotiomycetes; Chaetothyriales; Trichomeriaceae
Gene: sec1
Product: syntaxin binding protein 1
Exons: 2
Coding region: 1-2130 (709 amino acids)
Biological process (GO): vesicle-mediated transport; intracellular protein transport
Cellular component (GO): plasma membrane; secretory granule
Molecular function (GO): syntaxin binding
Source: RefSeq, a predicted model, not a curated record